This is a messenger RNA of Fusarium sp. VM40, 2301 nucleotides long. The record is from the annotation of a GenBank genome assembly. NCBI's taxonomy places the organism in Eukaryota, Fungi, Ascomycota, Sordariomycetes, Hypocreales, Nectriaceae.
AUGGCCGCCAACGCUUCUUCCGGUGCUGUUGACCAGCUCGCCAACGACCUCAACAACACCUCUAUCAACGGCAGUGAGGCCAAGGCUCCUGCUGUCGACACCGGUGCCGCUGCUGCUGCCGGUUCUGACGAUGCUGCCGCUCCUACCCCCACCUCGGCUGCUCCUCACCCCCAGAACUCGGCUUCGCUCUACGUCGGCGAGCUUGACCCCUCCGUCACUGAGGCUAUGCUGUUCGAGCUCUUCUCUCAGAUUGGUGCCGUCGCUUCUAUCCGUGUCUGCCGUGAUGCCGUCACCCGUCGCUCUCUCGGCUAUGCCUACGUCAACUACAACGCUACUGCUGACGGUGAGAAGGCUCUUGAGGACCUCAACUACACCAUCAUCAAGGGCCGCCCCUGCCGCAUCAUGUGGUCCCAGCGUGACCCUGCCCUUCGCAAGACUGGCCAGGGCAACGUCUUCAUCAAGAACCUCGAUGUCGCUAUCGACAACAAGGCUCUUCACGACACCUUUGCUGCCUUUGGUAACAUCUUGAGCUGCAAGGUCGCUCAGGAUGAGCACGGUAACUCCAAGGGAUAUGGUUUCGUUCACUACGAGACCGAUGAGGCUGCUUCCCAGGCCAUCAAGCACGUUAACGGCAUGCUUCUCAACGAGAAGAAGGUUUACGUCGGACACCACAUCCCCAAGAAGGACCGCCAGAGCAAGUUUGAGGAGAUGAAGGCCAACUUCACCAACGUCUACGUCAAGAACAUUGCCCUUGACGUCACCGAGGAUGAUUUCCGCCUGCUCUUUGAGAGGUACGGUGACGUUACCUCUUCAUCUCUGGCUCGUGACCAGGAGGGCAAGAGCCGCGGUUUCGGCUUUGUCAACUUCACUACCCAUGAGGCUGCUUCUAAGGCUGUUGAUGAGCUCAACGGCAACGAUUUCCAUGGCCAGGACCUGUACGUUGGCCGAGCCCAGAAGAAGCACGAGCGCGAGGAGGAGCUCCGCAAGUCUUAUGAGGCUGCUCGCCUGGAGAAGGCCAACAAGUACCAGGGCGUCAACCUGUACAUCAAGAACCUCGACGACGACGUUGACGAUGAUAAGCUCCGCCAAAUGUUCUCCGAGUUCGGCCCUAUCACCUCCGCCAAGGUGAUGCGUGAGACUCCCUCUGAGGGUGAUGAGGAGAAGAAGGAGGAUGAGAAGGACGAGAACGAGGACAAGGAGAAGGAGAACAAGGAGGAGGCCAAGGAGGAGGCCAAGGAGGAGGUCAAGGAGGAGCCUAAGGAGGGUGAGGACGAGGAGGCUAAGGACGACAAGAAGGCUGAGAAGAAGUCGGACAAGAAGCUCGGUAAGAGCAAGGGCUUCGGUUUCGUCUGCUUCAGCAACCCUGACGAUGCUACCAAGGCUGUCGCUGAGAUGAACCAGCGAAUGAUUAACAACAAGCCUCUCUACGUCGCUUUGGCCCAGCGCAAGGAUGUCCGCAAGAGCCAGCUUGAGGCUAGUAUCCAGGCUCGCAACCAGCUCCGCAUGCAACAGGCCGCUGCCGCCGCUGGCAUGCCCCAGCAGUACAUGCAGCCCCCUGUCUACUUCGCUCCUGGACAGCAGCCCGGCUUCAUGCCCCAGGGUGGCCGUGGUGUCCCCUUCCCUCAGCCCGGUAUGGGAAUGCCUGGUGUUCAGGGCGGUCGUCCUGGUCAGUUCCCCGGUUACCCUCAGCAGGGCGGCCGUGGUGGCGUUCCUCAGCAGAUGCCUCCCAACAUGUACGGCAUGCCCGGCCAGUACCCUCCCCAGUUCGGCCAGCCUGGUACUCCUCAGUUUAUGGCUGCUAUGCAGCAGGCUCAGCAAGCUGCUCUUGGCGGCCGUGGCGCUCCUCAGGGUGGCCGCGGUGGUCCUCAGGGCAUGCCCGGUGUCCCCCCCAUGGCUGGUGGCAUGCCUGGUUUCCCCCCUAACAACCGCCAGCAGAGCGGCCGAGGUGGACCUAACGCUGGUCGCAACGGUAACGGACCUCAGGGAGGCCGCAGUGCCGAGGGUGCCGGUGCCUCUGUGGUUCAGCAGCAGCUUGCUUCUGUCCGAGACAGCGCUCAGCAGAAGCAGAUUCUUGGUGAGAUGAUCUUCCCCAAGAUCCAGGCCAUCAACGGUGAGCUUGCUGGUAAGAUCACCGGCAUGCUUUUGGAGAUGGACAAUGCCGAGCUCGUCAACCUUAUUGAGGAUGAUGCCGCUCUGAAGGCUAAGGUCGACGAGGCCCUCGCCGUCUACGACGACUACGUCAAGGCUCAGGGCAGCUCCGAGGGUGGCGAGGCUAAGAAGGAGGAGGAGACCAAGGCUUAA